AGAGACGUGUCUGUUCUGGGGUCGUCAUACCGAGUUGAUACUCCGGACAGGAAACAUGAAGUUCUUAGCGGUUCUUUUGGGCGCCAUAGCUGCUGCAGCAGCUCUGCCCACUGACCUCUCGGACCCAGUUCUCAUGAAGUUGAGCGGAGAUGCCGAACGAUACCAGCCCAUGCGGGGAGGCGACGGCGUGGUCCACAUGGUGGACACUUGGCUGAAGGUCUCCGACAUUAUGGAGGCUGCCAGGUUCCAGCCUGAUGCUCAGAACGUUUAUCAUCUCUUCACCAGAAACAAUCCCACGGUAAGCCAGCCGCUGCUGCUCGGAGCCGACGGGCUGCUCGGCAGCACCAACUACAACGCCAACCGACGAACCAUCUUCAUCCUCCACGGCUGGACCGACAGCGUGCUUGGCAACGUCAAUUCUGUACUCAUUCCAGCUUUCUUGGCCGCCGAGGACCUGAACGUAAUCUCCGUGGACUGGAGCGUGGGGGCCGGCACCAUCAACUACCUCGCAGCCGUCACCAACACUGUCACUUCAGGUGAAAGCGUCGCCCGGUUCGUGAACUGGCUGAUGGCUUCCACGGGUACCACUCCUGAGCAGAUCCACAUCAUUGGACACUCUCUGGGUGGACACCAGUCUGGAAUCGUCGGCAGGAACCUCAACGGCAAGGCCGCCUAUAUUACUGCUCUGGACCCGGCCCUUCCCGGCUGGAUAAGCAACGAGAACCGGUUCCAGGCGAACGACGGCGCCUACACCGAGGUGAUCCACACCAACGCGGGCCUGCUCGGCUACAUAGCCACCCUGGGUCAGGUGGACUUCUACCCCAACGGGGGUAUUAACAUGCCUGGGUGCAGCGAGCCUACUUGCGACCAUGACAGAUGCUUCCACUACUUCGCUGAGUCUCUCUCUACUGGAGGCUUCACUGGCACCAGGUGCGCCACUUACGCUGGAGCUAUGACCGGCACCUGCGUGCUGUGGGGAAGCCUGCAAAUGGGAGGGUUGAGGCCUAAGACUGGAUCUUCGGGCAUCUACUACCUGCAGACCAACAAUGCCCCGCCUUUCUCUCGAGGCUAA
Molecule: messenger RNA, 1072 nt
Organism: Cydia amplana
Lineage: Eukaryota; Metazoa; Arthropoda; Insecta; Lepidoptera; Tortricidae
Product: pancreatic triacylglycerol lipase-like
Exons: 8
Coding region: 56-1072 (338 amino acids)
Biological process (GO): lipid catabolic process
Molecular function (GO): lipase activity
Source: RefSeq, a predicted model, not a curated record